AUGGUCGGCGAUGGCGGCGAAAACGACGACGACCUUUUUUCCAGGAUUGAACAAUACAAGGACGAGGUUACCGCGGUCGUGAUCCUGGAGAUUCUAACGCGGCUUGCCACUUCUCUGGACCUCACCGAUGAUGUACGAGUCCGGAAAGUUGAAGCCGAAAUCCCGAGCGGCAUAAUGAUAUUAUUAAAUUUAUUAUUAGGUAUUAUAUGGUAUUAG
This is a messenger RNA of Macrosiphum euphorbiae (potato aphid), 216 nucleotides long. The record is from the annotation of a GenBank genome assembly. NCBI's taxonomy places the organism in Eukaryota, Metazoa, Arthropoda, Insecta, Hemiptera, Aphididae.